UUCUCCUUCCUCCAUUUCCAAAUUCCACGCAACGCAAACUCCACAGCCAUGGACGACUCGGAUCAGACCCAAACCGAAACCCCGACCAGGAUCACCGAUCCACUAACAAACGCCUUCGGAUCCCUCAAAGACCUCGCUCCCGAACUCGACUCCCUCCAAGAACUGGCCACGCGCGGAUCGUGGCGCUCGAUUCUCGACAAAGUCUCACGCGCCCGCUCGCUGUCUCUCCUCACUCUGCCCCACCACCACCUGACCUACCUCGCAUACAACGCCCUCGCUUUGAUGAAACUUCGCCGUUUCGACGAUGCUGCCCAAGAGCUCGACUCGCUCGAAGACUUUAACAGCUCCAGUUACCGGUACGAAUCGUACCCACAUGCCUACCCGAACCGGACCGGAUCCAUGGUUCCCUUCUCCCUUCGGUGGCUUCACGCGGUUCUCCCGUUUAAGAUGUUGAACCGGCAGGAAGGUCUUGACCGGUUUUAUCUACUCCUCGAUUUCGUCCGCGAUAAAUUGAGACAAAAAAAGGACGAGAAAUUGGACUUGUCGGCGAGUGUGUGGAGGAAACGAGAAGUUUUUGUGGUUUACAGUUUGAUUGGCUAUCAUUUGACUGGGAAAGAGUUUGGUGUUUGUUUGAAUCUGGUUCGAGAAUUAUUAAAGAAUUCUGACGAUUUUGACCCUGUGUUGGUCUCCAAAUUAGGGUACAUACAGAUGCAAAUUGGGGAUUUGGAGGGCGCUAGUAAGUCGUUUAAUAGGGUCGAGGAAGUGCUUAAGUCGAAGGAGAGUGAUGGGAGUGUGGUUGAGUUGAGGAAUCUUGUGAACAGGAACAAGGCGUUGGUGUAUUUGAUUGGGAAGGAUUAUGUGUCAGCGGUCAGGGAGUAUGAGGUGUGUAUCGAGAGGGAUGGUAAUGAUGUGGUGGCCGUGAAUAACAAGGCAUUGUGCUUGAUGUAUUUGAGGGAUUUAUCGGAUGCGAUUAAGGUGUUGGAGAAUGCGCUUGAGCGAGCGCCCACAGUGAUGUUGAAUGAGACAGUGGUGGUGAAUUUGUGUAGUAUGUAUGAGUUGGCUUAUGUGAAUCACUCGGAUAUUAAGCGGACGUUGAGUAGUUGGAUUUCUAGGGUUGCGCCUGAUGAUUUUGAUUCAUCUUGCAUGAGGAUUUGAGGUAAUUAACUGUGGUUGUUGAAGGAAAAAAAAUUGUGUUUGGAUAAGAUAAUUUUUUGAAAUGUAGGAUGAAAUUGUGGAAAUUUUUUAUAAUGGAGAUAGGAAUUAAUUGAGAAAUGGUAGCAAUUUGUUGCUGAAUUGACAUUAGAUGUAUAUGUAAUUGUGUGUCCGUGUAAUAAUCUAUGGGACAAUAAUAAUGGAUGAGAUGAGUUUUUGAAAUGUA
Messenger RNA from Mangifera indica (mango), 1378 nucleotides. Its product is annotated as trafficking protein particle complex subunit 12-like. Gene Ontology annotation, molecular function: protein binding. The coding region runs from base 49 to 1155 and encodes 368 amino acids. Lineage: Eukaryota; Viridiplantae; Streptophyta; Magnoliopsida; Sapindales; Anacardiaceae. The transcript has a single exon. The record is from RefSeq and is a predicted model, not a curated record.